Molecule: messenger RNA, 1273 nt
Organism: Pocillopora damicornis (cauliflower coral)
Lineage: Eukaryota; Metazoa; Cnidaria; Anthozoa; Scleractinia; Pocilloporidae
Product: adenosine receptor A3
Biological process (GO): G protein-coupled receptor signaling pathway
Cellular component (GO): plasma membrane
Molecular function (GO): G protein-coupled receptor activity
Source: RefSeq, a predicted model, not a curated record
UCAAAGGUAAUGGAACGUGAACAUGGCUCUAAUAUCAGUAGUGGCGAACUGUAGUAAUUAUGUCACUUGACUAUGACGGAGCGUUUUUAUCGAUAAUGUAAACAUAAACUAAACUUGUGGUUUGGUACCCAAUUUAGGUUACGAUUCCAUUUAAUAUUAUUCCAAUUGAUUCAUGAAGUGGACGGACAGGUGUAAUGAUUACAAUUUCGAUUAAGGUUAAGAUGCAAAGUCUCGCUUCGACACCCAAAGCUCAGAGAAGGAAGAACAGUUGAGACCGACUAUGAAUUUCAACCAUAAUUUUACGAAUGAAAACAUUUCAAGAACAAAUUUAACAACUUCAGACGGAGACCACGAUCAGCAGUUCCCUGAUCCCGUACGCGUGUCUGGGAUCUUAGCCAACUUUGCCUUGAAUGCGCCUUUAUCUGCUGCGGCAAUUUUGGGGAAUACAGCAAUUAUUUACUCGAUAUGGUACAACAGCUCCUUGCGUUUGCCAUCCCAUAUCCUUCUACUUGGCCUCACUCUGUGUGAUUUUGGAGUCGGUUUACUGGUGCAACCUCUUUAUAUUAUCUACCAGACUUUUUACAUCGUUAAUUUGCGGAAGACGUGGGUGCAGGCCAUGAUAGUGUUCAACGUCUUGUCCAACAUGCUCUGCUGUGUCUCAUUCCUCACAACGACGGCAGUGAGUAUAGAUAGAUAUCUUGCAGUUUACCUCCAUUUACGUUAUCGAAGGAUUGUCACAGUCGGGCGAGUUGUGAAGCUUCACGUUGGAUUAUGGCUCUUCUCCGCUGUCCUCGCCUCCACUAUUGUUUGGAACGUCACAAUAACAUUUUUCGCUGCACUCCUUAUUAUAUCACUGUGCUUGUUAACUACGUUCACGGUUUAUCUGAAGAUUUACUCAGUCGUGCGAGGCCAUCGUAGAGCCAUACACCAACAGCAAAACCAGCAACGUGCGAGAACACUGCAUCAGGCGAAAACAACCCUGAGUAUGUUUUACAUCUGUCUGAUCCACGCUCUUUGUUAUCUUCCAUAUUUUGUGUUUCUUAUUCUUAGAGAUGCCUACAAGCUCACUACGUUUACAUACUUAGGAACAGAGUUUGCUCAAACAAUUGUGUUCCUCAACUCUGCUCUAAAUCCUUUAUUAUACUGCUGGAGACUUUCUUACUUUCGCGAAGAAGUCAAAAGAUCGCUCUCAAGUUGUUGUUCUUUCUCGUAGAAUUGUGUUUCUUACCAAACCGCAAAUUACAAACAAUAAAAGCCAAAACGAUGAAGUAAA